Molecule: messenger RNA, 270 nt
Organism: Echinostoma caproni
Lineage: Eukaryota; Metazoa; Platyhelminthes; Trematoda; Plagiorchiida; Echinostomatidae
Source: the annotation of a GenBank genome assembly
AUGGGUGAACGCAAAGCUGUGAUCAAGAAUGCCGAUAUGGCCAAUGAGGUGCAAGAGGAAGCAGUCCACAUUGCAGCCUAUGCGUUGGACAAGUAUCAAGUUGAGAAAGAUAUUGCUGCACACUUAAAGAAGGAAUUCGACCGUAAAUACAACCCGACGUGGCACUGCGUGGUUGGCAAGAACUUUGGAAGUUACGUCACCCAUGAAACGGGAAAUUUCAUCUAUUUCUAUCUGCAAGAUCGUGCUUUCCUUCUGUUCAAAUCUGGUUAA